UUUUCGUUAACUUAUAUUUUAGAGAAACUACUUAGAAUGACUCUAAACAAUCAUGAAAUAACUAAAGUAACUCUUAUAAAUUUGAAGCUACUAGAGUAACUUUCAGAACAUUGAAAUUUACGAUUUUGCCAUUAUUAAUAAUUAUACCAAAAUUGAAAAAAAAAAAGGAAAAAUAGAAUUUACCUUUUGUCGGGGUUCGACAACGACAGAAACACAAAACCUCCCCUCGUCGUCUCCGUCAUCUCCAUCUCCAACCCUCUCUUACCUCUCCUCGUCGCCUCCGGCAUCUCCAUCUCCGACCUUCUCUCUUCCUUCAGAAGAUAAGCAAAUCGUUUUUGUCUCAGUCACAUCGGCCUUCGUCUCCGUCUCUUUGAUCCUGGACAAACUCAAAUCGAUUUCGGCUCAGUCACAUCCGGUUUCAGUUGCAGCUUACUCUAAUCCGUGAGUCUUUAAUCUAUGCUAUUCAAGUUUUUUUGUUAUUGUUUAUUAGUUGAUUCCAAGUUAAAAAAUUAGAACCCUAAUUCCCAAUUUCUUCUAAACUUCGAAUUUCAAAUCAAUUUAAUUAAAAAACGUGAGAAUUGUGAAAGAUUCUAUUUGAUUGUUUGAAAUUGUUUCCUUUUUGGGUUUGAUGUUUUCAUCGGAUUGUAACAUUGCUUCUUCUUUUUUGUAGGUAUGGCUUCUUCUUCGGGUGCAAGAAAGUAUCCGAAAAGGCUGUAUGAUGUUGAUAAAACCCCAAUUCAGAGUAGGAGCAUGAACCAUAGUUGUUUUUUGGCCAACAUUCAAGCGGUGGUAGAAGCUGUCGGGGAUGAUGUUGUGUCUGAGUUGAGGGAAUCAGCUGUUGGAGUGAUUCUGAAGCUAAAAGAGUUGGAAUACACUUGGUCUGCUUCUUGCGUUCACCAUUUUCUCGCCAAUCAAUUGGCUAUCGAGAGCACUCAUGAGAUGUGGUCCUCGAUAGACUGUAUGCCGCUGCGGUUUUCUUUGUACGAGUUUGGAGAAAUUACGGGGCUAAAUUGUGAUCCUUUCGACAAGAAUGAGAUUUGGGAUGUGGAGCAUGAAAGUUUCUGGCUGGAGAUGAACGUGCCGACAUCAGAAGGACCUACAUUGAAAGAGUUACAAGCCCUUUUUCCUAUUUGCAGAAACUGGUCUCGAGAAAAGCGAGUGAUGAUAGGUUUGUUGUGUCUGCUAUGCAUUGGGAUAUUUGGAAUUUCAAGCAACAGCAGAAUCCCUUUACAUUGUGCUAAAAGAGUGAUGGAUCCAGAAGCUUUCCAACGAUAUCCAUGGGGUCGUGUAGGAUUUACCAGCCUUCUUGAGUCUAUUAAAGUACUCACCUAUGAUGGAAAGAAGAGUUACACACUUCAUGGUUGUGUUCAUGCGCUCUUAAUAUGGGUUUUUGAGUUUGUCCCUGGUCUAGGAGAGAAAUAUGGGAAUCGGAGAGAAGGUGCUGGUGUCCCUCUUCUGUCAUGGCGGGGAUCUCGUCCGCGUAUUAACUUCUCAGAUUUCUGUGCCCAAGAAAAGAGAACAUAUCAGAAGGUUCGUGUGAGACACAUGGUUGAAAAGCCAAUAGAGGAUAGAUAUCCGCAGUGGGAAGAUAAUAAAUUACAUACUGAGCUGGAUAACUUGAUUCAGGACAUCCUCAAAGGUCAGCUUGAUGAAAAGUAUUGGGAAGUAAUGCCUGCUACGAAAUCGACAAAGAGAAAAAGUCACGUGAACCCACCUUGUGUUCUAGAUACCAUGGAUGUGGGUCCUUCUACUAAGCGAAAGAAGGACACAGAACAUGUCAAUGGUUGCCACACAUCAGAAACGGUUGUAGCUCACAACAUCGCCAUACUUGGGUUGGUUGAGUCGGUGAAGAACCUGACUGGAAAAAUCGAUGGAAUAGAUGUUGUUGUAGCUGACAAGGUUAGCGAGAAACUGGACGCAACCAUACAAGCUAAAGUGGAUGCUAAGGUGGGUUUAUAUAAGGAUGAGGUAAUGAUGAAGAUUGCCAUGUUGGUGGAAGACGUAAAGAAUCUUAAAGAGAAGGCUGGUGUCAACAUUCCUAUCGAUGUAGCUAACUCCAAUGAUCACAACUCCAUUGUGCCAGAAGAGGAUGAUGCUUCUAGCAAUGAGUUGUCAUGGAUGCUUCAGAAGAAGAUAAAUUCACAAGAUGGUUUACCAAUCGAAUGUGUUGUUAAAAAGGAGAAAAAGAAGACGAUGGUGAAGCAGGAGCGUAAGACCACUGAUGUGAAAAAUAAAGGGAAGAAAGCUGAAGUGCCAGUGAAGAAAGUGAAGAAGGAGAAAGCAUUUGUCAUCCCAGAACUAAAUGACAAAUCUAUUUCUUCAGGAGAUUGGAAGAAUCAUUUGGAGUGGGAAAAGAGUGAUAAGUGUAGACAAGUGAUGCAAGAACUUGCUUCAACUUUGGAGAAGGUAAAGCUCAAACGAAAACCCCACUUGACAAAGACUCAAGUAUGGCCGUUUGUAGGGAACUCAACUGUCAAGCGUAUAAUCACUGGCGUCACUCCAUCUACGGUGUCGUACGACCCAUUUGCUAAAGUUGAGUCACAGAAAUUGGUGAAAGUUAUGGACUUUAUUAAGCGAGAUUUGGAACAAGAGGAAUCUGGAUAUGGUGAGUUUUGCGCUCAGUUUUACUUAAAGAUAAUGGUGCCAAGAGAUGAGUGGCCAACAGAUAAGUACGGCUGGCUGUCUGACUCGCACAUUGCCGCAGCGAUGCUCAUGUUUCACAGACGUUCCAUGCAAUCCAUAUCUCCAUAUUCUUCAUCUCGAGUUGCAUUUCUAGAUCGGUGGUUCGUGAAGUCAUGGGUUAAUGACUUCGAAAAACAGGACAAGAAGAAGAUUGAGGUGUCAGAUAUGUACAUCAAGGCUUUCAAUGGAGAAUAUCCGGAACAGUUUGUGACCGGAAAGAAAUGGUAUGAAGAUGUCGACACCUUGUUCCUCUGCCACCAUGUUAACGGAGACCAUUGGGUUGCUCUACGCAUUGAUUUACGGAAGUCGACAAUCCAUGUAUAUGAUAGUAUUCCGAGUGUGGUGAAGGAACAUAAGGAUCUGACGGAGGAGUGCAGACCGUUCAUGAAAAUGAUUCCACUGGUGCUUAACAAGAUGCUGCCUCCAAAUUCGGGAAGGAAGAAGACUGAGCAGCAGUUCGCCUUACGUAGGCACAAGGAUGCCCCCCGGAACGAUGACCCAGGAGAUUGUGGUGUGUACUCUUUGAAGUACAUUGAAUGUCUUGCUAUUGGAUGUACUUUUCAGGGCUUGAGUGAUACGAUCAUACCGGAACAAAGAAUGAAGUUGGCAGCAGAGAUCUAUGAAGAGGUGGCCGAGGUUGAUGCAGAAGCAUGAUUUACUGGUUGCUUUGACCAAUUAUAAUGUUGUAGGACGUGUAUCAUGGAUUUUUUAUUUUAGUACUUGGAGUAGUAGAUUUAACUUGGAUGGUUUUAUUUAAAUACUCUUUAGUAGUAUGAUUUGGUGGUUGCUUAGAUCAA
Messenger RNA from Brassica rapa (field mustard), 3479 nucleotides. RefSeq lists its product as uncharacterized. Gene Ontology annotation, molecular function: cysteine-type peptidase activity. Lineage: Eukaryota; Viridiplantae; Streptophyta; Magnoliopsida; Brassicales; Brassicaceae. The record is from RefSeq and is a predicted model, not a curated record. Gene Ontology annotation, biological process: proteolysis.